Molecule: messenger RNA, 441 nt
Organism: Racocetra persica
Lineage: Eukaryota; Fungi; Glomeromycota; Glomeromycetes; Diversisporales; Gigasporaceae
Source: the annotation of a GenBank genome assembly
AUGAUUGAUGAUGUUUUAAUGAAUCAUGUUCAAACUUAUUUGAUUCAUUCAAAAGCUACUUGGAUAGACGAUAACCUUUUAGAUAUUCUUACUAUUGUUUCUCCCCGUGAUUCUUGUCAAAAAUUACGAGAGUAUUGUCUUGAUGAAAUAAUUUUACGUUGGCUUUCGUGUAGUCGUGGAUCAAAAGAUUGUUUUAUAUUUUCUCUUGGCAUUGAUGCAAAAAAAGCAAAACUUGAAGAAGAUGCGAAAUGCGGUUACAUUUUAUAUGAUCAAGUGGACCUUGCUAUAUAUGAUCAUCCACAAGACGGUCCGUGUUUCGGCUCUGGACCGGAUCUUUAUGCUAAUACUAAACGCGAUCAACCUUUAGGAUAUCGUCAGCAUAGAUGUUAUAAAUCAGGUGUUUUCGAUAGACAAGGCAGUUUUAGGUGGAAGGAUUGGGAG